AUGCCCUCCGUUAUCUCAGCACUGGUCAUUGUGCCAGAUGUUGAUGAUGUUCUGUCCAGCCGGUCCAGCAAUGCCCUCCGUUAUCUCAGCACUGGUCAUCGUGCCAGAUAUUCUGUCCAGCCGGUCCAGCAAUGCCCUCCGUUAUCUCAGCACUGGUCAUCGUGCCAGAUGUUUUACCAGCCGGUCCAGCAAUUCCCUCCGUUAUCUCAGCACUGGUCAUCGUGCCAGAUGUUCUGUCCAGCCGGUCCAGCAAUGCCCUCCGUUAUCUCAGCACUGGUCAUCGAGCCAGAUGUUCUGUCCAGCCGGUCCAGCAAUGCCCUCCGUUAUCUCAGCACUGGUCAUCGUGCCAGAUGUUUUACCAGCCGGUCCAGCAAUGCCCUCCGUUAUCUCAGCACUGGUCAUCGUGCCAGAUGUUUUACCAGCCGGUCCAGCAAUGCCCUCCGUUAUCUCAGCACUGGUCAUCGUGCCAGAUGUUUUACCAGCCGGUCCAGCAAUUCCAGCAGUUCGCCAUCACAGACUGUCAUAGCAUCCAUGUGUCAGCGAAGCGCUGGCACCCCCUUGACCGUGAAUGACUGCCCCGCGGGCCUACCACGUGACACGUACCUGCAGGUCCACGGCAACUCCUGCUGGCAGUUCGUCCUCUUCCGGCGCUACACCCACUCCAAGGCCCGACAGGACUGCGAGAAGAACGGCGGCACCCUGGCGCUGGUGAAGGACGCCGAGACCCAGAGCUACCUGUACCAUGAGCUGCUCAACACCUACAGGAGCCACUCGCUCGUCUGGAUAGGACUCAAUGACCUCGACAACGAGAACGUCUACAAGUGGGAGGACGGGACCCCCCUGGACUACCACAACUGGGACAGCGGCGAGGGCCCCGGGGCGGGCUCCAUCACACACAUCUUCAACCACGAGUCAGACGACUGUGUGACCAUCGACGCGUCAUCUGGCGGCAAGUGGGCCGAGUACCCCUGCGACUCGUACAACUUCCUCUUCUUCGCCGACCCCGAGGAGCACUACUACAUCUGCCAGUUCCAGGUGUCCGCCUCUACCUCCACCACCGCAGCCACCACAGUGUCCAGCACAGAAGUGACCCCCGCGCCCCAGACUACCGUGUCCACCAUCACCAACCCCUGCCCGCCCUUCUCCUGUGACCUGGACUGCGGUAUGAACGGCUUUAAGAAGGACCCGACCACCGGCUGCUCUUUGUGUGAAUGUGACACAAUGGAACCUCACACGAUGCUGCCUGCUCUAUUCCUCGCUGCUCUCUGUGUUGGCCUGGGCGCUGCCCAGACAACUGCCGUCGGCUGCCCCCCGGCCUUGACCCAAGACAACACCCUCCAGGCGGUCAACGGCACGUGCUACCAGUUUAACGUGGCCAAGCGCGUGACGCACACCGCGGCCAAGGCCGACUGCGAGAAGAACAGCGGCACCCUGGUGCUGAUCAAGAGCGCGGAGAUCCAGAACUACAUCUACACCGAGGUGAGGAACACCUACCACAUGAGCUACAACCCCCUCAUCUGGCUCGGCCUCAACGAUCUGGAGACUGAGAACACCUUCAAGUGGGACGAUGGCACCGCCCUGACCUACAGCAACUGGGAUGACGGUGAAGGCCCCACCGGUGGCUCCCUGUCCCAUAUUUUCAACCACGAACACAACGACUGUGUCCUCUUGGACGUCGGCUACGGCGGCAAGUGGGCCGAGUACCCCUGCGAGAGCACCAACUACAUCCUGUGGACCGAAGUGGAGGAACACGGCUACAUCUGCCAGUACCCCCUCGCCAGCGCCUAA
This is a messenger RNA of Physella acuta, 1788 nucleotides long. RefSeq names its product C-type mannose receptor 2-like. The record is from RefSeq and is a predicted model, not a curated record. NCBI's taxonomy places the organism in Eukaryota, Metazoa, Mollusca, Gastropoda, Physidae.